Molecule: messenger RNA, 9022 nt
Organism: Alternaria rosae
Lineage: Eukaryota; Fungi; Ascomycota; Dothideomycetes; Pleosporales; Pleosporaceae
Exons: 4
Coding region: 187-8778 (2863 amino acids)
Source: RefSeq, a predicted model, not a curated record
GCAGUCGACUUAUAGCAAUAAUAGCAUCUGCCUGCCGUCCUUUCGUCGGCAUCAACGACUCAUUUGGUUUGGGCUACCAGUAGCUCAGCGCAUCAACAACCACUCCAGCGUUGGGGUCGUGCGAUCGCCGCCGCACUCCAAGCCUCCCCUCGCUUGCGCCCUUGUCCGACAUGCCGAGCGUCCAUAAUGUCGACUCUUAGGCUUGCAACAGCCUCCAAUGUACGCGCUUUCCAGAUCCUCACCGAAGCUCUUGAUGCAAGCGACGGAAAGUGGUCGCAAUGGAUUGAAAGCGAAACACUCGAUGAUGAGGUUGGAAGAUUCAGAGUUUGGGCUGGCAAUUUGGGAGCAUUGCAGAAAGGCCACAGCUCGCUCGACUACAGACUGCGCGGUUCUCCAGUCUUAUUCAGCAGCGCCCUCAGACUACUCAAUGAGCUUGAGCAAAACCUCAACGAAACAUAUGCUAUCGUGUCCGAGGCGCGCCUACCUUACGAACAGCAAACGCCAUCGGAGGAGGGGUCUGAUGACGACAGCGACCAUGGCUCCUCAAGUGAAGAGCAAGAAGACGAUUCCGACAGCGAUGAGCCCAGGAGCGAGCUGAAGAUGAGAUAUGAAGAGAUCGUUGAUAUCAUCGACAACCUUUACAAGCUCAGCGUCCGCAUCAGAACACCUACCGUACGCUCAAGAUCACUCAAAGCGUCUGCGUAUACGCCAACAGAUCCAGAAACCGGUGUAGAUAUCCUCGGUGUGUACGCUGAACUGGAUCGAAAGCAUGUUCGAGAGUUACUCUUGCAGUUACGGAAGACAUAUCCUACGCAGAAUGAAGAAGAUCAGCACUUCUUGACUGAGCGGUUGAGCUCCUCUAUCACAUUGCGCAGGCGGCAUUUCAAGUAUUGGAAGCGUCAUCGUGAUAAGUUGGGCGCCUCCGCAGAUACCGAAGACAUAGCAGCUGCUAGCAAACCUACAUUGAAUGAAGCGCCGACCCCGAUACGUCAUGACACUCUUGAAGCUCACCCACCAUUGCCAACGAUCAAUACCCCAAAACCGACACCGAGUCAAAAGACUGGGAAAACCUUGCUAUCUGGCACAGAGGCGACGCACCAUCACCAGUCUCUAGACGAUAUAGUGGACACCAAAUCCGUGACGAGCUACGCGGUCACCGUAAAGGACUUGGACGGAAAAGGUAUCGAUCUCCCACCCCCUCCAAAGGCUGCCACUUGCGACAAAGACUUUGAGUGCCCGUACUGUUGGAUCGUCUGCCCUGCACGAUACGGCAAAGGACGAGCUUGGAAGACACAUCUGCUACAAGACCUCCAGCCGUACAUAUGCACACACCGAGACUGCGAAAGUUCCGAACAGCUCUUCCGUAGUCGCCGGGAGUGGGCGGAACACGAAGCGACUCAUCGUAAACUAUGGCGUUGCCCCGAACACGUGAAUGCCUUGUACAAUACCCAAGCUGGUCUUGAGAAUCACCUUCGGCAGGAACAUAUUGGCAGCUUCCCCGACGAUCAGAUAGCUAUCAUGGCCAAGAUUGGAGAGACAAUCGCUGUGGACUCGCGGGAUAAGUGCCCGAUAUGCUUCGCGCCCACGGCUACUGAAGGCUUGGGCGAUUUGCAGAGCCACAUUGCCAAUCAUUUGGAGCGCCUUGCUACUUUCGCUCUUCCUCAUGGGAGGGAAGACGACGAAGAUGGCGCAAGUAGCGUUGCAAGCCGUGGAAGCUCUAACUCUCAAUCCUUACCCGAGUCGAUAAGUACCGGUUCAAGAAAUGAGGUGGUCGCUCUUAACAGAGACCUGGAGGCUGAGCAGUCUGUUGAGGCAGAGCUCAAUGAGGAAGACCGCCUACUACUACAGCUCAGGGACGAAGAGCACUUGUCAUGGGAGGAUAUCGCAGCGCGCUUCCGGAAAGCCUUUGGCAAGGACUAUCAAAUUUCUCCACUCCAGAUGCGUAUCAAGCGGCUGAAAGAAAACCCGCAAAUGCAGUCACUCCAGGUAGCCGAUUCCAGCCGAAGCCUGUUGUCAGCAGAGACACUGCAGCAACUUCCCGACGAGAGCAACAACCGGGUGGCGAGGAUCUCAAAUCAAGUGGACGAUAUUGAGGAUUCGGAAGAUGAGCAACCCGUCAAUGAACAGUUUGACGAGAACAUAUUGCCUGAGCACCAGAAACAUCUAGAAGAGCGGGAGGCUUUCAGACAACACGUCUCAUCGUUACCAGGAGUUCUAUCAGUUCGAUUUUAUCGAGGCUACGGCUCAUGGACUGGCCUGAUCACGUUUGCGAAUGAUCUGCUUGGUGAAGAAGCAACAGCGCUCUUUGAUACUGAGCGCUUCCCCAAUGUCGAAUUCCAGAGUAAAAAGAACAAGAGCAAGUGGAACUUUACCAGAUUCACUGGUACGGACAAAAAGAACGCGUUCAGCCGCCAGCCUACUGCGGAUACGCAGACCACUGAAGAAGCUGAUAUCCUUACAACCGGAUCUGAAACGUAUGACGAAGAGGACGAAGGAUCCAGCAAACCAGCAAUCAUCACGACUGCCGAGAUCCCGACGUUACGCUCGCUUUACCAGUCCCGGCGGCUGUUACAGCGCGAUCAGAGCUUUGCGCCAAACGAUGCUUACAAUCAAAUGAUCUCGUUCUGCCAUUACGACCUAACGAGAUUAAGAGUGGAUGCUAUAGUCAACAAUGCUUCAGCUAACUUCCAAGCCAACCCCGAUCCAGAUUCCCUGCACCACGCUAUCUAUAAAGCCGGUGGCUCAGCUCUCAGGGAAGAGGCGAAAUCAAAACCCAAGGUCAAGGUCGGCCAAGUCGAACUCACACACGGACAUAAUCUUCCGAGCUCGUGGGUAAUUCAUGCAGCUGCACCAGGAUAUACAGGCCGCAAAGGUGUUGGCCAGUUCAACGUUCUUUCCGAGUGCUAUCGAAGUGCCAUGAGGUUGGCGGCUAACUACGAUUUCAAAACAAUCGCCUUUCCUUGCCUGGGUACUGGAGGUUGCAUGUUCCCUGCACGUGUCGCUGCACGUAUAGCGCUGCAAGAGAUAAGGGAAUACUUGGAUUCACAUCCUAGACAUCGACCUGAACGGAUCAUCUUCUGUGUGCGAGCAGCAAUCGAUGAGAAGGCGUAUACCGACUUCUUGCCUGUGUUCUUCCCACCUACGCAUGGAGACCUGGACAGAGCCAGAACUUCAGACUGGUCCGCGAAUCGUGCUGCGCUGGCAGCUCAGGUACUAGAGGCACGUACAAAACUUCAAAAUGCAUUGACUGCAGUCACCGUUACCUACGACUUUGGCACGCAAAGUACAGUGUGUGCUCAUGACAUGCGUAGAAUUGACUCUACGCUGAGUUCGAUCCGCAAAUACCUCUUAGGAUCAAAAGAGCUCAAGCGGAGUCUGGGCGACCUCAACUUACUGUGCUCUGUCAUUCUGACGGCAUGUGCUGACAUUAUGGAUAUGGCCGAGCGAGCACGGAAACAGGGGCCUACUGGACAUACGCAGUCUAUCUGGACUGAAGCCAACACCGAUAUACGAGCCAAGCAUGGAUUCGAGCUUACGAGUGUCUUUGACUACAGCUGGAUAUUCGCCAACAGCUUGGAAGAAGUCCUGAUACUUGGCAAAGUAGAAACAGAUGCGAUGGGAAGAGCGCGUCAGAUUCUAGAGACCUAUGGUGUCAAGCAGAAGGGCCAAGAUUCCGAAGGUAUCCGCGAUCAUCUGGAUGAGGUGCUGUACGUGCGUGAGGCUGAACGUCCUACUCCCAAAAUUCGCGGACUUGUCCAAAUUCACCAAAUACCCCCCGUGGCGAGGCUCUACAUACUGGGCCAACUGGAGCCGAAGCCCACUAUGGCAAAACCAUCCACGCUGUUCAACCACACUGUUUGCCUACUGAGAGAGGAUAUCACAAGACUGGAAGUCGACAUAGUGGUGAAUUCGACUGACCCAAGCUUCUCCGGCAUGGGUACUCUAGAUCGCAGCAUCUUCAAGAAAGGAGGGGAUCAACUGCGCUCAGAAGUUAUGUCUUUCGGGAAAUGCGAAGAGGGCGACGUCAAAGCAACUGCUGGAUACCUUCUCCCAGCCAAACACAUCCUACAUGUCGUUCCCCCUGGAGUAUUCAGGAGCGAUACCAAGAACAUAUUGAGGAACAUCUACCGGGCAAUUCUGCAUGAUGCCGUACUCAUGAGGGCGACUUCCAUUGCCAUACCGAGUCUGGGAACUGGCAUGCGGAACUACCCGCGGCGCGACUGCGCGUCUUUGGCGAUGGAGGAAGUGAAACGCUUUCUGGAAUCUGCUGAGCCGGGUAAUGGGCUUGAUAAGAUCAUAUUCGUUGUCUUCUCUUCAAAUGACGAGUUCAUCUACAAGAGCCUUUUGCCGGUCUACUUCCCGUCAACAAAGCGCAAUACUUCACCUCUUAACAUGUCGAGACACCUUACUGAGGCUAGAGAAAUCUCUUCGUCAUUACCGGCCACUAUGGAUCAGCCGUCCCCAUCUAUCUCUGGAGAAGAGACCUCUCGUAGUGUCCGGUUUGGCAAGCAACCAGUAAAGUCGCGGGCCUGGAACGAUGACGAAGCCAAGACUUUGAUGGACUUCGAACUACAUGUCGGAACUUGCAAGGUGUGCGAAGACGGCCUUUAUGAGAGAACCCACAAACUCUGUGAGCCCGGCUGGCAUUUCGCCGACGCAGUCUGGCAGCGAACGGAGAUGUCUGAAGAUGCACUCGUGUACAGUAAUGGUGAACAGCUGGAGAUACCAGUGGAGCAAUUGCCUAGCUCCAUGCUGUUACUCUCCACCAUUGCGAAAGGCGGAAGCUAUGUGUUUGAGAAUACAUCUGCUCAAGUCGAAAAGCCUGACACGGCGGACCCUGAUAUGCCUGUCUCGGAGCACCCUUCAGUACCAAACGACCCGGAAAAUAUUGCACAGGCUACAGAGCAACCCGCGGUAGUCCGAGUGGAAGUCUUGUCCCCACACACCGAUACUGGAGAUUGGUUCUACUCAUGGGUUCGAGUCUUCAGGAGUAAGAUCGAGAUGUACGCUGGGGAUUAUGAUCCUGAUCCAUAUGAAGAAUCUGCUGGACAUACGCCGUAUGCCUCAAUCGAUCUCACGGAUACUAGCGCAGAACUGACCCGCAACGAUGCCACGGCAGUAUCUUUAUGGACAGCAGAGCGAAGAUCAGAACUGCAAGCAAGAUGGCAGUUUCGUAGUAACGACGCCGCUGAUUCAAUCGCGCUUUUUGAACUUUUCAAGCGAGCCCUCAAUCGUAGUCGCCAGGAGCGGGAGAAGAAUGUGUCAGCUGAGAUUGGAAGGGCAAGGAUCGUGGAGUCAACAAUUGCCGCGGAAAGUGGACAGGAGGUCCUUGAAGAUCCAGUUGCUCAUGUCAACAAGCCCAAUGCCGGAGAGCUCGACAAUCAAGUUCAGACGGAUGACAAGGCGACACACUACUCGGAGGCCGAAGAUACGAAUGUCGUCGCACCAGAUGCGGGGCCACGUGCUGUGAUCCUUGUCAAGGUUGUCGAUUCACCCACUCCCGAAGCCUGGUUGAAUUCUACUAUAUAUGUCUACAAGAGCAACAUCAUCGUGGAAUUUGGAAAAGAGCAGCGUCCAGAGAAGCCAUUUGAGAAAAUAGACCUUACAGAUGCUACCCUGACAUUAGUCCGCGGCAGUAACGGAAUGGGCUUGAACUUUCCAAACAUGGUAUCCUUACAUGUGAGUAGAGAGGGCAAAGACUUUGAGUCGAGGGAAACAUGGUCCUUUUGUGGUGAUGGGGACUCUGAUUCAGACGCAUUGUUCGAUGUCCUUCAUCAAGCCGUCAAGCGCAAUAGCCAAGAGCAGAAGAAAGCAACACUGAACGAGGUCGAAGAAGUCGAGAAGUCCGAUCCCGCGAAACUCGAUGAUUAUACUUUGGAGAACGACGACGUGGCAUAUCUUUCGGAAGCUGAAGAUGCGCAUGGUACCGCAUCAGCUACAGAGUCACCUACUGUCAUACAAGCUGGGAUUUCCAUCCCGCACACAUCCCAGCGCUGGACGAACUCAACUCUGUACGUCUACAAGAGCAGUAUAGACGUAUACGUAGACGGGAGCAGAUAUGAGAUGAUAGAUCUCUUAGACGCAUCUAUCUUGAAGCUGCAACGCGGUCACACAGAAGACGUGGAUUACGCAAACCUUGCGAUGUUAUAUGUGGAAGCAAGUGAAGAGCGGAAAAGAAAAGGAACUGCGUCGAAGUCAAAUAUGUGGCUGAUUCACAGCGAUAGUGAGUCUGACGCAAAUGCAGUAUACAGUGUCAUUCAAUGGGCUGUCAGCCGUAACAGCCGGGCGCAAGAGGAUCCAGAACCAACUGAGAGCGAAGAAGCAGACACUCCGGUACCGACAACUCCGUCCAUUACACGAUCCGAAGAUUUCAAGAAAACUGCCAAUGCAGAGUCUUCUUUUGAAGCGAACCAAAGAUUGGGCGACAUUGGAUAUCGAAUCGAUGACGAAAGUCGUAUUGGAGAAGAAACCGUUCCACCAUUUCACUCGCCAGCAGAAACCACAUCCGACCCGGAUGGCGCAUCAGCGGAGAUGUAUCCAGAGUCAGCGAAGUCUGAUCUAGACGCACGUGUCCUUGCUUACCUCAACGAUGAUUUCAAGACACGACCUGGCUCGUACUUAGGUCAAAAGUUCAAGGAGAUCACUGCUGCCUUCGAGAUCUACCAUCCUAGGAUCAUCGCUCAUACGUUGCAAAGGCUCGCCGCAGAAGGAAAGGUUCACAACACUGUGGAUGGCGAGACAUGGGUAAUUUCAGAGCCGACAUCUUGGAAUUCUGAACUCAGUCAAGGGGAACGACCAGAAAAGCCGAAAGGUGAUCUAGCUGAUCGAAUCUUGCUCUGCAUCGAUCGUGUAGGCGGCUGGCGAUCAUUCAGUACCAUAAUCGGUGGGCUUCAGACUACCACUGAUGAACUAUGGCCUGCGCUCAAGGGUCUAGCAGCCGUUGGGCUCAUCUCUAGUCAGGCUGGCGGAAUGAUGUGGGGUUUGACCGACUUGGGCAGAACAAGAGUACUCGAUUUACAGGCGGAAUCAACAGAAGCAGGACAAGAGGUUGCUCAAGAUCCAGGAUCAUUACCUCAUGUUGGUACCUCUACCAUCUCUCAACAACUCGUUAUAGACUCCCUCAAGCCCAAAAAGCAGCCUCCGUUGGAGGAGAGCAACACCAUCGCUGAAGAACGCGGCUAUCCUGGUUCUCAGCCAGAGAAAGAUUCCAGCCAGGAUGAGGAUGUAUCGAACAAUCUAGCUGAUCGUGCUUUGUCGUACUUGAGAAGUUUGCCUGGAUUGAGCGAGAACAUCUUGGAUCUCGCGACUACGUUCGAUACUCCGGUUACUGAGCUUCAACCGGUACUUGAGCAAUUGGGAUCUGAUGGGUUGGUGGAGAAUACUGAGAAUGAGUCUACCUGGACCGCGAUUUCACCGGAGCUUGUCCGCGUCAGCCCGCGGUCACCUCGCACUGAUCUCACGCCCCAUUCUACCGUCGCAGAUUCAAAUAUCUUCACGCAUCCUAAUCGUGGCUACAACAGAUAUCCAUGCCCGAAUUGGCAAAAGGAAAGUCAUCCUUCAGACUACAGCUUUGUCGAUAAAAAGGAUGAGCUGUGCGCUCAUUGCAAUGAUUGCAUGGACAGUCCAUCUUCAUCCGAAAGUGAACUUCAAGCUCCGAAACGGGAAGAUGCAAGCGUGGAGAGCGCUGUACAUGAUGAUGACACUCCGACGACCCAUAUUCAGUCAACUGGUUCAGGGUCUUCAAUCAUGGACGCUGCAAUUGCUAGCGGACAGAUCUAUUUCUCUGAGUUCUUCAGCUAUGACAACCGACCCUGGAAUCACACACCUCUACCUCGGACACAGAUCGAUACGAGCCUUGUUGACGAGCGCAUCCUUAUCGAAGCAGCAUUUAGACCCGAAAAGGAACCUGGCGUCUAUUAUAUAGAACGCAAGGUCGGACCCGAGGAAGUUGAAGAAUGGGUCAGGCGGACGAAAGAGCUUCAAGAGAAGGACUCCCAGGUUCCUAAACUAACUUUGACGAAAUUUGAAGAUCUGGUCGUCCAUGAUACCUCACCGCAAAGUCCCCCCUUGCCAGGAUCAGCACAUGUGUUGGCCGAUGACUUUCUAGCAAGUCCAAGCCAACGAGAUGCUUCUGAAUCCGCAGUAACGGACGCUGAGAUCCAAAGCAAUGCGUCAAUAGAGAGAACUCCGCACGAAACCCCCGAAAAGCCCGGCGCGUACUGGACACGCAUACAUCAGCGUCUCGUAGAUGCACGAGUUCUAGAGGAAGAAGGCGAAGCUUUUGAUAUCAGAGGGGAUAGUAUCUUCCUACCCCGUGUCCUUAAACGCCGUGAGAUCAGAGCAUGGGCGGAGAAAACAAGGGGACUCAGGAAGAAGCAGGGUGGAAGUGAACUGCGACCUGAGGAGGGAGGUAUACAGUGCUACCAACCAAAAGCCACAUCUUCUGAGGUUCAUAAAGCGGAUAUGACAUCCUUGCCUUCGGGAGUGGGGCCUGCACUACAUCCUACAGCAAGAUCUCCUAACACGAGCCAAGCUGGCAGCUGGAGAGACGGGAGGGGCACAAAAGAGAGGGAACAAACAAAGUCCGGCAGAGCACUGACAGCUGACAUCGAAGAGGACAUGGAGUCAGGCACAGCGAGUAGCUUGAGACGAGCGAAGAUUGUGAGGGAAAGGAAACACAACAAAUCAAGUAAGGCAAAGAAGGACGACAUUGAUGACGAACUGGAGGACUAUGAUGGACAAGAGGAAGACUUUGUGGACGAUCAGUUCGCGCAUUAGAUGAUGAAGCGAUAAGCCCGUUACUGUUUAGACUGAGGCAUUUCAGGAAGACGCGAUCAGACUACUUUGGAUAACGACAGCAUUCUAUUCCACAUCGAUGGGCGGUAGAACGGAAGCCUUGCAAUGUAGUACUGAUAUGACAACUCCCUCGACCAAUGCAAUAUAUCCACCAACCAUGCCCGUCAACCCGCAGCAUCAAACCUCGCAAACAGCAACACCCGCCUCCCCCUCCGCAAUAGCCCCC